Messenger RNA from Pan troglodytes (chimpanzee), 2301 nucleotides. RefSeq names its product transmembrane protein adipocyte associated 1 (gene TPRA1). Gene Ontology annotation, cellular component: plasma membrane. NCBI's taxonomy places the organism in Eukaryota, Metazoa, Chordata, Mammalia, Primates, Hominidae. The transcript has 12 exons. Gene Ontology annotation, biological process: G protein-coupled receptor signaling pathway. The record is from RefSeq and is a predicted model, not a curated record. Gene Ontology annotation, molecular function: G protein-coupled receptor activity. Bases 728 to 1849 code for a protein of 373 amino acids.
GUCCUCAGCUUUCCAGUCUUCGAUUCCGCCCGCUUUCCGAGUGAGAAACGCAGGCCUCUCUCUUCCGUGAAGCAGCGUCUUGUCUCCGCUGUGCUGUCUCUUUAAGAGGUCAGCGGGCUGCUCCGCCUCUUGGGAAUUUGAUUGGUCUCUCCCACUUUUUUUUUUUUUUCCCCAGUGAUGACUUAUUCCUAUAGGCUGCUGGAGGUUAGAGGGCGGGCCUGAGUGAUAACGGGGACUCUGGGACUCUGGGACUUGUGGGACUGUGGCCGUUUUCGCAAUUUGGGCUGGACGAAAAAGACGGUCUUGCUUUCCCGGUCGCCGCUGUCGGGAAGGGCUGCAGGGUGUCCGCGAGACCCGCGGCCCGGCGAGCUGACCCCGCCUCGCCUUUCCUGCCUAGCCCUCAUUCCACGGAGCCGGUCGCGCCCGGUCCUUGCGCGACGCUCCCCGGCCCCGGCCGCCUGGUCUGGCGCUGGAGGCCGGAGUCCCGCGGCCUGUGCUGGGUCCGCGCACACCCAGUGGCGGCGGAUGGGCGGCCGGGGCGGCCGGGGCGGCCGGUCCUGAGCACGGCCCGGGCUGUCAGACAGGGUCUCACUCUGUGGCCCAGCCUGGAGUGCAGUGGUGUGAUCAUAGUUUGCUGCUGCCUGCUGCCUGGAUCUCCUGGGCUCAAGUGAUCCUUCCACCUCGGCCCCACCGAGUAGCUAAGACUACAGGGCUGGCUGCUGGUGGGAUGGACACCCUGGAGGAGGUGACUUGGGCCAAUGGGAGCACAGUGCUACCCCCACCCCUGGCACCAAACAUCAGUGUGCCUCAUCGCUGCCUGCUGCUGCUCUACGAAGACAUUGGCACCUCCAGGGUCCGGUACUGGGACCUCUUGCUGCUCAUCCCCAAUGUGCUCUUCCUCAUCUUCCUGCUCUGGAAGCUUCCAUCUGCUCGGGCGAAGAUCCGCAUCACCUCCAGCCCCAUUUUUAUCACCUUCUACAUCCUGGUGUUUGUGGUGGCGCUGGUGGGCAUUGCCCGGGCCGUGGUAUCCAUGACGGUGAGCACCUCGAACGCUGCAACUGUUGCUGAUAAGAUCCUGUGGGAGAUCACCCGCUUCUUCCUGCUGGCCAUCGAGCUGAGUGUGAUCAUCCUGGGCCUGGCCUUUGGCCACCUGGAGAGUAAGUCCAGCAUCAAGCGGGUGCUGGCCAUCACCACAGUGCUGUCCCUGGCCUACUCUGUCACCCAGGGGACCCUGGAGAUCCUGUACCCUGAUGCCCAUCUCUCAGCUGAGGACUUUAAUAUCUAUGGCCAUGGGGGCCGCCAGUUCUGGCUGGUCAGCUCCUGCUUCUUCUUCCUGGUCUACUCUCUGGUGGUCAUCCUUCCCAAGACCCCGCUGAAGGAGCGCAUCUCCCUGCCUUCUCGGAGGAGCUUCUACGUGUAUGCGGGCAUCCUGGCACUGCUCAACCUGCUGCAGGGGCUGGGGAGUGUGCUGCUGUGCUUCGACAUCAUCGAGGGGCUCUGCUGUGUAGAUGCCACAACCUUCCUGUACUUCAGCUUCUUCGCUCCGCUCAUCUACGUGGCUUUCCUCCGGGGCUUCUUCGGCUCGGAGCCCAAGAUCCUCUUCUCCUACAAAUGCCAAGUGGACGAGACAGAGGAGCCAGAUGUACACCUACCCCAGCCCUACGCUGUGGCCCGGCGGGAGGGCCUGGAGGCUGCAGGGGCUGCUGGGGCCUCAGCUGCCAGCUACUCGAGCACGCAGUUCGACUCUGCCGGCGGGGUGGCCUACCUGGAUGACAUCGCUUCCAUGCCCUGCCACACUGGCAGCAUCAACAGCACAGACAGCGAGCGCUGGAAGGCCAUCAAUGCCUGAGAGCGGCUGCCAGGGCCUGUGGAGGACAGGCCAGAGAGGAGGCCAGCGGGCCCAGAGUCCCCAGGGGAGGAGGACCAGGUCAAGGGACCUUCUGUGGGCAGUAGCCCUGUGUGGCCCUGUUCCCACCAUGAGUCUGGAGGCCCCACCUCCCUGGAGCUCCCAAUCCCCUUUGCCAUCUCUGCUCUCACUGGGGACCCUCCUCCCCUUCCCACCUGUUCUCAUACUGCUCAGUGACAUGGCCCAGGCUUUCCUUCCAGGGCCAUGCUUGGCAAGGUUGGCUGAGGGCACCCUCCUUCUCUGCACCCUUGGCACGAGGGCAGGGCUGGCUCUCCCAAUGCCUCCAUCUCAUCCCCAUGGUGCUUUGGCCUCCUCAAAGCAUCCACCAUGGUGGAUGGACUGAAGUGUGUAUAUUUUCUUGAUCUAUUUUUUAAUAAAAAGGAAAAGGAGCAGAA